AUGGUAGUGUCAUCUGAGAUAGAUGGCUCUACUGCCGAGUCUAUGAGUGUAGAGGAUACAAAUGCGCUUCGACGUUCUUUAGGUCUUGCUCCGCUUUCUGAGACACCUGCACCUGCAGAAGAUGUAGCUGUUACCAAUUUUAAGACAUAUAUGGCUUCUAAAGCUAAAGAAGAGGAGACACGUUUAAUCCAGGAAAGAAUAAAGAUGGCACGAGAAACCCGUGAAACACAAAGACGUUUUACAGGCAAAGGGCUUGGUGAAGCAGAUGAUGAUGAUGGUGAUUUAGAUCUGCGUUCUUGGGUGAUAAAACACCGGAAGCGUGAUUUCUCUGGUGCAAAUACUAAGUCAGGCAGUUCUGAGGUUGGUGUGCUUAAAAAACAAAAAAAGACUCACGAAGUGGAAUAUACACCUGAUCAGCUUGAAGGGAUUAAGGUGUCCCAUGAUAUUGUUGAUAUAAAUGAAGGAGAAGAGAUGAUUUUGACAUUAAAAGAUAGCAAGAUUCUGGAAAAUGAUGAAUCCGGUGAUGAUGAACUAGAAAAUAUUGGUUUAGUUGAAAAAGAAAAACUUGAAAAAAAUCUGGAGAAUAAGAAAAAGCCCUCAUAUUCUGCAUAUGAUGAUGAAGAAUUUGGCCAAGAACAAAAUAAGACUAUCCUUUCUCACUAUGAUGAGAAAGUGAAAAAGGGUUUUGUGAUUGGAGAUACAUCUCAUGUUCUUCAGGAUGAAACGUGGAAGAAAAGUUUACAGGAAACGUUUUCUUUAAAUCAUGCUCCGUCAGAAAAUGUACUCUCUGAUUAUCAAGAUGCAUCUGAAAUCGUUAUUAAAAAGAAAAAAAAGAAGAAAACUAGAGUAUCAAAAGUUGAUCAUGAUCUUAUUACGAGUUCUGUUGAUGUAAAAAGUUCUACGCAAGAGAGUAAUGGCUUUAUACAAAAUAAAGAUUUUAAUUUUGACAAUGUAUCUUUUGUGGAUGAUGAUGAUUUACAAGCAUGCCUUGCUAGACAAAGAAAUGCAUCGAGGCGUAAAAAUGUUUUGCAACCUGAGAAUGUUGCUAGAAUUAUAAAACAGCGGAUAAUGGAAGAGUCAAAUGAGAAUGCUGAUAAAGAUGAUGAGAAAGGGCUUAUAAUAGAUGAAACAACGGAAUUUGUUCGAGGUAUUCAAGUUACGUCAUUGAAAACAAAAUCAAAACCAUCUGAGGACAUUAAAUACAUACAAAGUAUCGAAACUAAUGUUGAGAAUGCAGAAGAAACCUAUUUAGGUGAAACUAAAGAUCCAAAUGCAAAUUCGACUGAAUACUUGCAAAAUAUUUCAACAACAGGAAUUGAGGAUGAAGCAGAUAUUACUUCUGGUGUUGGUGUUAUUUUUAAUUUGCUUAAGCAAAAAGGUAGUCUAAGUAUUGUUGACAAACAAACUAAUGAGAAACUAUCUAUUCAACAAGCUCAACAUGAGCAUGCGCUCUUUUUGGCAGAACAAAGAAAAUUAAGGAAAAGACUUGAAGAAGAAGCCCGACAUAGAAAAGAAAUGGAUCGUUGUAAUGGAAAAUUAGAUAGAAUGACACCUCGUGAGAAAGAGUUGUACUUGCAGGCUGAAAAUCAACGUCAUGCAAUGAUAGAAGCGCGUGAGUUACAAAAGCUUUUUGCAAAUUGGACUCCGGUAGUUCAGUUAAAAUACAAUGAUGAGUUUGGAAGAGAAAUAAAAGAAAAAGAGGCAUAUAAGUUUUUAUCACAUCAAUUCCAUGGGAAAGGCUCGGGUAAGGCUAAAGUAGAUGAACGACUUAGAAGACUAGCUGAAGAGAAAAGAAGAGAGCAACAGUCUAUUUUUUCAUACAAUAAAUAA
Pneumocystis jirovecii RU7 is the source of this 1830-nucleotide messenger RNA. RefSeq names its product U4/U6-U5 snRNP complex subunit SNU66. Gene Ontology annotation, cellular component: U4/U6 x U5 tri-snRNP complex. Gene Ontology annotation, biological process: maturation of 5S rRNA; mRNA cis splicing, via spliceosome. The transcript is spliced from 7 exons. NCBI's taxonomy places the organism in Eukaryota, Fungi, Ascomycota, Pneumocystomycetes, Pneumocystales, Pneumocystaceae. The coding region runs from base 1 to 1830 and encodes 609 amino acids. The record is from RefSeq and is a predicted model, not a curated record.